This is a messenger RNA of Penicillium manginii, 1110 nucleotides long. RefSeq lists its product as uncharacterized. Lineage: Eukaryota; Fungi; Ascomycota; Eurotiomycetes; Eurotiales; Aspergillaceae. The coding region runs from base 1 to 1110 and encodes 369 amino acids. Gene Ontology annotation, biological process: fatty acid metabolic process. The record is from RefSeq and is a predicted model, not a curated record. Gene Ontology annotation, molecular function: oxidoreductase activity, acting on the CH-OH group of donors, NAD or NADP as acceptor; NAD+ binding. The transcript has a single exon.
AUGCCAGAAUACACCCACCACAUCGCCGUCCUAGGCGCAGGAACAAUCGGUCUAUCAAUGGUAGCCCUGCACCUCCGCCGACCCGACACAAGAGUAACAAUCUUCGACCCACGCCCAGACUUCAAUACACAGCUCCGCAGCCACCUCCCCGCCUUCUUAGACCCUACCACCCCUGGACUAGACGGUUCAAAAGACCCAAUAACCAAACUACUAUCAACAUCUCGACUGGCAACAGCACCUACCCUCGCCGCCGCCGUCGAAACAGCGACCAUCAUCCAAGAGCAAAGUCCCGAAAAGACGGACUCGAAACAAGCGCUCUGGACCGAGGUCGCUCGGCACGCAGAUCCCAGCGCGCAUCUUUGGAGUAGUUCUUCGGGAAUUUUGCCUUCGGCUCAGGCAGAGAAGUGUCCUCCUCGCGUUGCGGAGAGAUUACUUGUUGCGCACCCAUUUAACCCGCCGCAUGUGAUGCCGCUGGUGGAAAUUGUGCCUAGUCCAGUGACGAGGUCGGAGAGGGUGGAUUUUGUGAAGACGUAUUUUGAGACUACGCCUGGUCCGUCGAAUAUAGAGCCCGGUUCUUCUGCGGCGGCGGCUGUUUCUUCGGAACUAGAGAGGGAAGAGAUGAAGAGUGACCCGGGACAAUUCGUGCAACAUUAUCGACCUGUUAUUUUGCGCAAGGAGAUUCCUGGGUUUGUGGGGAACAGGCUUGCCUUUGCGCUGUUGCGUGAAGCUUCGUACCUGGUUGGCGAGGGGGUGGUUUCGGCGCGAGAUUUGGACGCGAUUGUUACUUCUAGUCUGGGUCCGCGGUGGGCGGGAAGUGGUCCUUUUGAGAGUUAUCAUGCUGGUGGUGGGGAAGGUGGGAUUGGGGGCUUUUUGCAGAAGUUGGCGCCGACUGUGCAAGAUGUCUGGAGUCAGUUGGGACAGAUUGAUAUUCUUACCGAGGGAGAGAGGCAGCAGGCUGGGGUUGAUGAGAAUGUUUCAGAGAAGGAGAAAUGGAGAGCGGAGGUGGUUCGUCAAACGGAAGAGGCGUAUGGUCCUUCGACAUCAGCUGAGAUGCGGGCGAAGAAAGAAGCUAUGUUGAGAAAUAUCCUUGCGCUGCAGAAGGAUUGCUAG